UCGGCGCAGCGUGGAUCUCUGUUGUUACGGCGCGUGCCUCCAAACAGUCAGAUGCAUGUGUAACGGCUGCACGCGACGUCAGGGGAAAGUUUCAUCCUACGACGGUUAACUCAUCCGACUAUGCGACGUGCAAAGCGUUUCUAAAGGCAGAAAAAGCAUCGCUGUUGGACUUCUGACAGAAUGAAGGAGCGGGAGAUGAAGAUUAUAAACCAGGGCCUGGAGGAUGAGAUGGAGGUGUGGGGUUAUCAACCCUGUCUGUGGAAGAGGAUUCUGGUGGGUGUGGGUGCCGUCUGCUCUGGGGGUCUCCUCCUGCUCCUGCUCUACUGGCUGCCUGAGUGGGGCGUCAAGGGAACAUGCACACCCACCUCUCUGGGGAAUGCACACACAGUGCUGCUAAGGACGACGGAUGAGUUCAGACAGUGGUUUAGAGCCAGAGUUCACAUGAUCAUGGCUCCGGGGAAGAAACCCUUUGACAGCCUGGAUCUGCUGUCCUCAACUCAGCUGCCAAAUGGAGACCAUGGCAUCAAUGCGGAUCCCGAGGAGCACCAUGGGAAAUUUUCUUACACACAGACUGCUCAGGUUCACUACUUUACUCAUCACAGCACAAAAUACUACUGGAACAACAUGAUACAAAACUUUGAAGUGUUUAAAGGCUUGGAGGAUUUGAAGGUGAGCUGUGCAAACAUCCACUCUGACCACAGCUCUGGGUUAUCUAAAACCCUGCAGGAAUACAGGAUGUUGUUUUUUGGGGAGAAUGAGAUCGCUGUGAGAGUGCCAUCUCUGUUUAAGCUGCUCAUCAAAGAAGUCUUGAAUCCUUUCUACAUUUUUCAGCUCUUCAGUGUUAUUCUGUGGAGUUUUGAGGACUACUACUAUUAUGCUACUGCCAUUGUAUUUAUGUCUGCCAUAUCUAUAGCUACUUCACUGUAUACUGUUAAAAAGCAAUAUGUGAUGCUGCAUGACAUGGUUGCAGCGCACAGUGUGGUCCGUGUGUCAGUGUGCAGAGGAAAUAAAGAUGUAGAACAGGCCAUGUCAACAGAGCUCGUCCCUGGUGAUGUCAUCAUCAUUCCUGCCAAUGGGAUGAUAAUGCCCUGCGACGCUGUGCUCAUCCAUGGAACCUGCAUUGUGAAUGAGAGCAUGCUGACAGGAGAGAGUGUGCCGGUUACAAAAACAAGUCUGCCGAGCUCAGGCGAAGAGGCGGCUGUCAGCUACAAUAUGGAGGAACACAAAAGACACACCCUGUUCUGUGGUACCAGAAUUAUCCAGACCCGAUACUACGCAGGUGAACUGGUGAAGGCUGUUGUGGUCAGAACAGGCUUCAGUACUGAGAAAGGCCAGCUUGUGCGCUCCAUCCUCUACCCUAAACCCACAGACUUUAAGCUGUACCGUGAUGCGUACCUCUUCCUGUUGUGUCUGGUGGGAGUGGCAGGGAUUGGCUUCAUCUACACUAUCGUCCUCAGUGUCAUGAACAAGGUUCCAGCUAAAACCAUCAUCAUUGAAUCUCUGGACAUCGUCACCAUCACUGUUCCCCCUGCUUUACCAGCAGCUAUGACAGCAGGUAUCGUGUACGCACAGCGGCGUUUAAAGCGCAUCGGCAUCUUUUGCAUCAGUCCUCAAAGGAUCAACAUAUGUGGUCAACUCAAUCUGGUCUGCUUUGACAAGACUGGUACGCUGACUGAAGAUGGUUUGGAUCUUUGGGGCAUUCAGAGAGCGGAAGGUGACAGCUUUGCUUCUCCAGAGUCAGACGCAGCUAAAGAAACUCUGGUAAACUCUGCGUUUGUGGCCUGCAUGGCCUCCUGUCACUCACUAACCAACAUUGAGGGUGAGCUGUCUGGAGACCCUCUGGACCUUAAAAUGUUCAGCGCUACAGGCUGGAUCCUAGAAGAGCCAACAGAGGAGGAGACUGCUCUCCACAAUCCCAUCAUGCCCACAGUUGUUAGACCUCCAAAACAUUUUUCCCCUGAAACCAAUCAGAACAACCCUCUGACCCAAAACAUGGAGCUGCCUGGAUUAUCGUCCUCUGAGAUCGGCAUCGUACGUCAGUUCCCCUUCUCCUCUGCCCUGCAGAGGAUGAGUGUGGUGGUGCGGAGGUUGGGGGAGAAACACAUGGAUGCUUAUUUAAAAGGAGCCCCAGAGGUUGUUGCCAGCCUCUGCAAACAGCACACAGUCCCUCAGAGUUUCACAGACACAUUGGAGACCUACACCCGCCAGGGCUUCAGGGUCAUCGCUCUGGCACAUCGACAGCUGGAGUCCAAACUUUCCUGGCACAAAGUCCAGAGCCUCAGCAGGGACCUGAUAGAAACCAAUAUGGAGUUCCUCGGUUUGAUCGUCUUACAGAACAAAAUAAAAGUGGAAACUGCCGGGGUUUUAUGUGAACUACAAAAAGCCAACAUUCGCACUCUAAUGGUCACAGGUGACAACAUGUUGACGGCAAUAUCUGUCGCUCGGGAUUGUGGGAUGGUUCACACUCAUGAGAAGGUGAUUAUAGUGGACGCUGUGCCUCCUAAAGAGUCUCAGCCUGCUUGCAUCACCUGGCAAUACACCGAAAACCAUCAAACCACCAAAGACCAUCAGACUGUGGAGAUAAACCUGGAAGAAGAAGAUGAAUGUGAUAAACAGGUCACUCAUCCAGAACGAAGCUAUCACUUCGCUCUGAGUGGAAAAGCUUUCGCUGUCAUCAUGGAGCAUUUCCCUCAUCUCAUCCAGAAGCUCGUGCUGAGAGGCACAGUGUUUGCUCGCAUGGCUCCAGACCAGAAGACUCAGCUGGUGGAGGUCCUGCAAAGCAUCGACUACACUGUUGGGAUGUGUGGUGAUGGGGCGAAUGACUGUGGAGCUUUGAAGAGAGCUCACAGUGGAAUCUCGCUAUCUGAACUGGAGGCUUCUGUAGCUUCACCCUUCACCUCCUCCACCCCCAACAUCUCCUGUGUCCCCAACCUCAUCAGGGAAGGACGUGCUGCCCUCAUCACAUCGUUCUGUGUUUUUAAGUUCAUGGCUCUCUACAGCAUCAUCCAGUAUCUCAGCGUCACGCUGCUCUACUCGAUCCUCAGCAACCUGGGAGACUUCCAGUUCCUGUUUAUUGACAUCGCCAUCAUUCUUGUCAUCGCCUUCACCAUGAGUCUGAACCCAGCGUGGAAGGAGCUGGUGUCCCAUCGCCCGCCAUCUAGUCUGAUCUCUGGACCGCUGCUCUUCUCGGUCCUGACUCAGAUCCUCACCUCGCUGGUCUUCCAGGUCAUGGUUUUUCUCUUAGUGCGACAGCAGAGCUGGUAUGAGAUGUGGACACCUGAGUCAGAUGCCUGUAACACUUCUAGCGUCUCUCAAGACCCAAAUAUUACACACCCUCAUGAUCCCAAAAACAUCAGGAACUACGAGAACACCACCCUCUUCUACGUCUCGACCUUCCAGUAUAUUUCUGUGGCCAUCGUCUUCUCCAAGGGGAAACCCUUCAGACAGCCCAGCUACAAGAACUGGCCAUUCAUGCUGUCCUGUAUCGGCCUGUACACGUUUCUCCUCCUCAUCAUGCUGUUUCCUGUUCCUGCCAUCGACAAAUUUCUGGAGAUUGUGUGUGUUCCUCAUAGCUGGCGUGUCACUCUGGUCAUCAUUAUCGCUGUGAAUGCAGCUGUGUCUUUCAUACUAGAGAUUUUGAUCCUUGACAUCAUCUUGUGGAGGCUUGUUUUCAGAGGGAAUCAGGGGCUAAAUCGGCCCUCACAGCCCCCCUCUGCUGACACACCUCAGGAGGCCAAUAACCACUGGGGUGCAUCCUUCCUUUCGUGGUUGUUCUGCAGGACAAAUAAGCCCCCUAGGUCGCGCUACAUGCAUGUGGCCCUGGAGCUGCAGGAUGAUGCCGACUGGCCCCCCAAACCCUCGACAAUCACCUAUGCAAACGAUACCCAAUCCCAGAGUUCUGACCCUCUCUGACAGUUAACAAAAAAGAAAAAAAAAAACAAAAAAGAAAAAAAAAAAAACACUGCAUGGACUAUCUCAGCCUAACCGACAGUCUGAUAGGACUUAUCCAGAGCUGAGCUCAGAAAUGAAACGGUCAGAUUGAACAACGGAGAGUCUGCUGGAUACCAGAGAUCAGGGCAAGAUUCUCAUAAAUAUGAGGACUCCUGCAAAAACCAUUUGACACUGUGAGCUGCUCAUUUAAUUUUCUUUAUGUUAUUUAGUCUCACUGGAACAAAAAAACCCUCUGCACCUUCAUGACAUGACAACAUCCAUAAUGGUGUGUCACAUAGGUGAGCUCUAAUUUGGUUUCAAACUAAGAGUUUGAUGCUGAGAUUUAUAAAUAAAAAGUACCUCUUGUGUCUCAUCAAAUUUAAUGGUAGUGGCGGGUUAGCUAAGUGUAGAACAAAGCCUGAAAGCAGGCAAAAAGCUAGACUUACUCUUUCCGUGCUAUCUGAUUUAUCUAAAAUGUACUAAAUUAGAAGGUAACAUUCAUUGAUAUGACUUGUGGUUGAGUCUCUCCUAGUUACCCACUAAACUCACAUUGAAGACCAGACUUCAUGCUAGGUAUUUUAUUUUUUAAAGAUUAUUUCUUGGGCUUUUGUUUGCCUUUAUUUAGAUAGGAAAGAUGAAGAGAGACAGGAAAGAGUAUGGGAGGAAAGAGUAUGGGGAAGACAUGCACCAAACAGCGCCAAGACUGAACCAAGACUAUAGUCUCUGUGUAUGUGCAUCAGAAACACAUGUUCUCCUUGUCUAGCUAACAGUGUGACCAUUUGGUGCAGCAGUUACCCUUACUAUCCACAUACAAUGGCUGUGCUGCAAUCCAUCUUCGAAGUGCACUGUGAAGCAAAUUGCUCCCUGUUCAGGCAAUCGGAGCAGUGUCACUGUCAGGCUCCAGCCUGAUUCUGGCAAGCACCACUCUGCUCUUAGUCCAAUCCAAUGCACGGACCCCAUAUCAUAAAUCAUCACCAUAUCAACAUUAAAUCUCAUCCUGCAGCACAAGCAAAAGGUCAUCAAAAGAUCACUAGGGUACAGAGCUACUACAGUGCCACUGACAAGGAAAAGUCCACCAAAUUUUACAUGAAACCACAACAUAAUUACCCAUGGCGGAAGCAAUGAAAUAAUAGAAUCAUGUCUAAAACAACAGCGAAUCAGUGUUACAGUUUUACAGUGUCAUUGAUCACAUGCUUAUGUCCAACACAACUUUGCUCAAGGGCCUAAUCUGGAUACUCAUUGGGCCUCAACUGGGAUAUGAACCCCAAUCUCCUGGUACAAAGUCAGGGAUGUAAAACACUGUGCAACAAAUCAAGGAGGAAAAGUAAUCUGCUGUCUACAUACUCGUAUUUCUCCAAUGAUCUUGUUCUCAGGUGAUCUUGUGCCCUCUUAUCUCUGAACACAGUUCCAGUGUGCAAUAUUGCUGGCCUUAGGUUGGAGCAAAGCUUUGGUGCAACCAUUGUAUGUGGAAAUUACGGGUAAUGUCACAACAUACCCUGAGAGCUAUUACUGGCAUUUAAAAAAAAGCUGGGAGACUCUCAAGCUGCAAAAUGAAGCACUUUUGAAUCAGUAUUAAGCUGCCUGACCAUUACACCAACAGGGACUGUAAUGACAUUGUAUUCAAGUACAUGUACUAUUUAUGGAGUUGACCCCCUUUUGCAGCUGUAACAGCCUCCACUCUUCUUGGAAGGCUUUCCACAAGAUUUUGGAGUGUUUCUGUGGGAAUUUGUGCCCAUUCAUUCUGUAGAGUGUUUAUGAGGUCAGGCUGAAUGUGGGACAAGAAGGUCUGGCUCACAAUCUCCAUUCCAGUUCAUCCCAAAGGUGCAUGAUGGGGUUGGGGUCACUGGGGCACAGUCAUGUUGGAAUAGAAAAAAAAGGCCUUCCCCAAACUGUUGCCACAAAGUUGGAAG
Molecule: messenger RNA, 5840 nt
Organism: Cheilinus undulatus (humphead wrasse)
Lineage: Eukaryota; Metazoa; Chordata; Actinopteri; Labriformes; Labridae
Product: probable cation-transporting ATPase 13A3
Exons: 33
Coding region: 181-3912 (1243 amino acids)
Biological process (GO): polyamine transmembrane transport; intracellular calcium ion homeostasis
Cellular component (GO): late endosome membrane
Molecular function (GO): polyamine transmembrane transporter activity; ATP hydrolysis activity; P-type ion transporter activity
Source: RefSeq, a predicted model, not a curated record